Molecule: messenger RNA, 4879 nt
Organism: Apis florea (little honeybee)
Lineage: Eukaryota; Metazoa; Arthropoda; Insecta; Hymenoptera; Apidae
Gene: Remo
Product: Remoulade
Biological process (GO): G protein-coupled receptor signaling pathway; cell surface receptor signaling pathway
Cellular component (GO): plasma membrane
Molecular function (GO): G protein-coupled receptor activity; protein binding
Source: RefSeq, a predicted model, not a curated record
UAUAGUCGAUAGUUUAUGACAAUUCGUAAAAAUCUAUCUUUUUUAAAAAUGAGAGCUAUUUUACUGUUUUUAAUUUUAAUCCAAACAAGAGGAAAAUCAAUCCAAAUAUGUCCAAAAUAUUGUACAUGUAAACCUGGUGCACAAGCUGAAUGGUUACGUAUUAAAUGCAAUAAUGAAUUACAGAAUAUUAGAGAUAUCAAUAUCGAUAGUGUCAGUGUGGAAUUAGUUCAAUUAGAUUUAAGUAAAAAUAAUAUUUAUGCCAUUGAAGCUAAUAUAUUUAAAAAUUUGACAAAUUUAAAACGUUUGAAUUUAUCACGAAAUGAUAUAACUUUUAUUGGUGAAGAUUGUUUUAAUGGUCUUGAAAAUUUAGAAAGACUGGAUUUAAGUAAAAAUCAAAUUUCAACUAUUGAUAUUUACACAUUUAAGACAUUAUCAAAUUUAAAAAGACUUGAUUUAUCAAGCAACAACAUAAGUACGAUGAAACCAUCAUUAUUUCAUGAUUUACUGGCUUUAGAACGCUUGAAAUUAAAUGAAAAUAGAUUGACAACUUUAAUGGAAGGUACUUUUUAUAACCUAAAGUUUUUAAAACAGUUAGAUUUGUCUAAUAAUCCAUGGAGAUGUGAUUGUGAAUUGUACUGGUUUAGUAAUUGGAUUUAUAAUAGUUCUAUUAAAUUAAGUCCUGCUCCAAAAUGUGCAUCACCUUUAAAUGUCAAAGGUGAAUUUGUGAAGGAAUUAAAGUAUUCAGAAAAUAUUCAAUGUCAAUGGUUACCACCUACAAUUGAACUUCGACCAGUUCAUAAUCAAGUAGUAUUUGCAGGAGAUUCUAUAACUUUAAAAUGUAGAGCACCUAGCAUAACAGAAGACAAAAAUGCAAAAUUAAGUUGGUUAUGGUAUCCUAACACUACUUCUGAAAUCAUAGAUUUAAAUUCAUUUUUAGAUCCACAAAAAAGUUUAUCUAAUAUUAAAAUUGAUAAUAGAUAUCUUACAGAUAGUGGUAUUGUGGAUAGUUCACUUAGUAUUGUUCCAGUUAAAAAAGAACAUAAUGGUCAAUGGAAUUGUUUAUUAGUUUCUACAAAUGGUAAUAGAUCAAAAACAAUUAGUGUAAUUGUUAUUUCUGAAGAAACUCGUUAUUGCCCUUUAGUAGUAACUAAAAGUAAUAAAGGUAUGUAUACAUGGCCAAAAACUGUAGUAGGAUGGAAAGCAGAAUUGCCAUGUGAAGGAAAUCAUUUAUCAGGUUUAAUGCAAAUACCUUUAAAAGCUUCUUAUCAAUGUAAUAUUACUGGAUACUGGGAAAAUCUAAACACAGAAUUAUGUCCUUACAUAUCACAUAUAACAAAAAGCUUAGAACAGUUUUCUAAAGUUAAUCUUUCACUUACAAAAAUUAAUUUAUUAGAAACAGCAAAGAAAUUCAAAAAUUAUACCGGAAAUGCUAUAAAAAUAACUGAUCCUAUUGAAAUAAAUUUUAUAACUCAAACUAUAGAGAAUUAUUUAAAUUUUAUAAUUGAAGAAAAAGAACUUGGUUCCAUGUUAAUCGAUGUUAUUAGUACUUUAAUUAAUGUACCAAAGAAUAUUUUAAGGAAAGCUGAAAUUUCUUUUAAAUCUUGUACACGGAUAAUAAAAGCUGUAGAAAAAAUUAUAGAAUUUACUCCAUCUAUACAAUUUUAUAAGAAAAAUAUGGCAUUGGAAGAAUUUAGAGUUAAACGUGAUAGUUUCACAGGAUUGAUAUGUACAUGGUAUUCCAAUAAUAAUCCAGAAAUACGAUUUUUACAAUGUACAACAAAUAAUAGAACGUCACCUAUUAAUAUAAAGGAUAGAGUAAUUGAAGCAUCAAUACAUUUACCUGCAUCUUUAUUACAUUAUUCACGUGAGAUUGUUGCUUAUCAAUUAAUGAUUUCUGUAUAUAGCAAUAACAGAUUGUUUCCUAAUAAUAACAAUGAUAAUAUGGAUAUUGCAUCUUGUGUCAUUGGAAGCAAAUUAUAUGGAAUGUCAGUACAAAAUUUAACUGAGCCUGUAUAUAUUAUGCUUAAAGUACCUUUAUAUUAUUAUGCUGGAAAAAAAUUAUUACCUGUAGUUUGGGAUGAAACAUUAAAUAAAUCAGGUGGUUGGACAAGUGAUGGUUGUCAUUUAAGAAACGUAUUAAACAAUUUAAUAGUAUUUCAUUGCAAUAGAUUAGGAUAUUAUGGCCUUUUACAAGAUACAUCUUCAUUUGAUUAUGAUGAUAACAGCAUAAAUGGAGCAAAAUUUAGAUAUUCAAAUCCUGCAAUAUAUAUCGGUAGCAUUGCAACAAUAACAUGUUUAAUUUUUAUGUCUGUUACAUAUAUUAUUUGUUACACAUCAAUUACUAUGCCUAAAAAGGCAAAACAUUGUGUUAUUAAUACUUGGUUUGCUAUGGCAUUAUUAUCAUUUUUUUAUAGUAUUGGUAUUUAUCAAACAGAAAAUAUACCAAUUUGUCAAGGUGUUGGUCUUAUUUUGCAUUAUUUAUCUUUGUGUUCUUUGUUAUGGAUGGCAGUAUUUGCGAGCAAUAUGUAUAAAAAAUUAUCUAAAUCAGAUCUUGAAGAUAUUCCAGAUAAUGAACUUCAAGAUCAACCAAUCCCAAAGCCAUUAUUAGGACUUUAUUUAGUUGGCUGGGGUAUAGCUAUGAUCAUUUGUGGUAUAUCUGGUGCAAUAAAUUUACGAGAAUAUGCUGGAUAUUCUUAUUGCUUUCUCACAUCUGGUCCUGCACUUGUUGCUCUCUUUGUUCCAGCUGGAAUUCUAAUUACGUAUUUAAUUAUUUUUCAUUUACUUAUUAAAUGCUCAAUACAGAAUGUUGAUAUGAAUGCUCAGUUAUCUGAAGGUACACAAGCUACAGAAAAUAUGGAUUUAGAAUUAUUGGAACCGAAUACAAAUAUUUCUGUAGAUAGAAAUAGUGCACGUAGUGCACAAACUGUUUUAUCUGAUAUUGAAGAUUCAGAACAUUCUCAAAUAACUCAAUUAAAAGGUCAAAUUAUUACAUUAAUUUUAUAUUUAAUAUCGUGGAUUACUGCAGCAGCAGCUAUGACAAAACCACUAAAUGCAUAUAUUUCAUUUGAUGAGACUAUAUUUGCUACAUUAUAUUCAUUUUUUUCUAGUUCACUUGGUAUUUUUAUUCUUUUUUUUUAUGGAAUUGCACGAAAUGAUGUUCGGUCACAAUGGUUGAAAAUGGGUUGUUGGUUUCAAAAACGGAAAAAUCGAUGUUGUCGAACAAGAAGUAUUUCUGAUGCAAAUCCUGUGAUAGCACCACAAUCUUUAGUACAAAAUUUAGUACCCCCAAUAUCUAAUUCUCAAGCUACCCAAGUUACAUCUGAUUCAAAUUCCAUUAGUUCAUCCAGAUAUACCAAUAGAUCGCAAACUUACAAUGCGUUUAAAGUUACAGAUAUUAUAACAAAUCAAGAAAUCUCACCUGUUAAUAGAAAAAUGACAAAUGUAAACUUAGUUGUAUUACAUAGACAACAAUACAGAUCUGACAAUUCUGUUACAACAUAUAUUGAACCAACUUGUGUUGAAAUGUUUUAUAAUCCUCAUCAAAGUGGAGUUGCUAGAAAAUUCUUCAGAAAACAACGUCGUCAUACAAAAAAUAAUAAUCUCGGUCCUCGAAAACAAGGUGAUGGAGGUGCUGUAAGUGAUGCUGGUAGUUGUAUUUCUGUUCCACGAUCUAGUACGAAAUUAGAAAGUAAUAUAGACCAAACUAUUUUAAGUAGCAGUGCAAAAGUAAAUAAUACAAAUAUCCAUGUUGAAUUAAAUCCAAUAAAUGAUAUUAAAAACGUUAAUAUACUCUCAGAUAGCGGUGGUAGUAUUUCAGAGGAAAAAAAUGUUCCAGUGCGAUUUGUUAUUGGUCAAGAAAGUCUUUUUCGAAACGUAAGAAAAGUUAAUAAUAAUUGUAGAUUACAUGAUUCUAUAAACAGAAUGUCAAAUUCUGCAAGAAAUAAUUGCCAAAAAGAAUUACUAAAUUUAACUUUACAUGAUUCAGAUAUAGAUAUUAAAACUGAUGAAGAAAAACACUUACAAAGUGUUUCACAACAAUGCAGUUUAGAAUAUAGUUCUGAAAUUGAAUCACAAAUGAUUAGUGAAAAAAGUGAUCAUAAUUUGUCAGAAAUUUAUGAAACUGUAGAAACUGUUACAGAAACAAAAUUUUUAAAAAAAGAUUGUCAAAGUAUGAAUGAAUUUUAUGAAUUAGAAGAACGACAGUCUAAUGUUACUUUAAAAUGGUUGACUCAUUCUAAUAGCAUGCAUUGCCUUCCAAUAGAUACUGUAAAACCAUUAAAAAAUAAUUAUUGUAAUUCAUUAAAUGACAUCACGUCUCUCACCAGUUUAAAAAAAUGUGAAUAUUUAAAAUCAUUUACAGGCCUACAAAAUAUUACAAGCUCAAAUUUAUGUGAUAAAAGAUCCCUAUCUCAAAAAUCAUUUAAUAAAUCAGAAUUAUCUUUUUUUAAAGUAAAUAGCGCAGCAAAAGAUAAUUUAAUACCAACUACAACAUAUAUAACUCCUGAAAUAAGUUUUGAAUGUGCCUCUAAUACAUGCACUGAUGAAUAUAAAUCUAAACAAAAACUUGUCAAUUCUAUGAUUGAUAUGAGAUCUCUUAUGCAUAGUUCUUGUAAUAUUAUAAGAAAUUUAGAUACAAAAAAUGAAGUAGAGAGUUUAAACAAACAACAAAUGAUACAGAAUAUUGAAACCAAUAAAACACAUUUAAAUAAUCCAAAUACUUAUCUACAAAUAGUCAAAAAAGAAACAAGUGUUUAAUCUAGUUUUGCUUAUCUAAAACACGUAAUAUAUUAAUAUAGACAUUUUAUCUAAAAGAAUAGAAUAAUUUUUCUUUCUUUAAUAAUAUUUACAAUUUUAUAAUAUUAAAAUAUUAAAAAUAAUU